CGACUUGCCGAAGCAGUGACAGCAGGCGUGUGGGCCCUAGCCACUAGCUAUACCUGUAUGUGAAGCAAGUAAAGUGGAGUAGAAACAACAGUGGAUGCAAGUCUCACAUAGUACAUGUAGAUAACUGACACUUUGACAAGCUGCGGUCUGAUAAUGGGAGCGAACAACACCCGCCGUGUGUCGUUUGAGUCAGACGAGAACGAGAAUAUAACUGUGGUGAAGGGCAUACGGCUUUCUGAGAAUGUCAUCAACCGCAUGAGGGAACCUGAAGCUCCUCUCAAACACCAUCCUGCUCCUUCUCCACCACCACCUCCUCCCAUGGCACCAACUCCCCACCCUCUCCCUCAUCUCCUGCGGCCAGUGCCCCCACUCUUUGACCCAAUCACCUCUUUACCUCCUCCCCCUCUCCCUGUAGAACCUGUUGCCCCUCCGGCUCCUUCUCCACCAGCUCCAUCUGCCACAGAGACUGUGGCUGCACCUCCUCCUCCUGCAGAACAGGUAGCAGCACCCACCAUUAUUGACAUGGUGCUCCCAUCAUCAUCACCCCCAGCUGCUGCUGCUGCUAGUGAUGUCGCUGCUCCUGCUUUUGAGCCUGUGGCGGCACCUCCUCCCCCUGCUCCUGCUGCUGUUGAGCCAGUAAUUUUGCCUACAUCUCCUCCUCCUCCUCCUCCUGCUCCCAUUGCUCCCUCCCCUGCCCCAGCUGUGGUGGAAGCGAUCAUUCCGCUUGCUCCUCCUCCGCUUGCUCCUCCACCGCUUGAAAUUGAGCUUUCUCCUCCUACCAUAAAUCAGUCCAUUGCUUCUUCUCCUCCAGCAAUUGAACCUGUUGCUCCUCUUCAUGUGAUUGAACCCAUUGCUCCUUCAUCUGUAGCUGAACCCACUCCACCUCCUCUUCCUGUCAAGAUGGAGCCCAUCAUUGCUCCCCCCCUUCCCGAAUCGGAACCUCUCUCUUCCCCUCCUGUUUUUGAGCCUGUCAGCAUCCUGCCACCUCCUGCAGGGGACACUUUGUCCCCGCAGCCUGCUGAGCCAUUUGCUGCGCCUCCCCUGCCUGAGUAUACUGCUCCUUGUGAACCCGUUGCACCUCCUCCUCAGCCCCCAGUGGAGCCAGUAUACGUUCCUCCUGUCCCUGAGCCAGUGGUAGAGCCUGAGCCAAUUUCAGUUCCACCACCACCUCCUGCUGCACCAGUUGUUGAUGAAGAGGCCCUGAGGAGGAAGAUCACUGAUGAGCUGUAUAAAGGCUUGGAGCAGGACAGGGCCAAGGCAGAGCAAGAGCUGCAAGCCUGGGUUGAGGAGGAGAAGGCCCGGGCAGCAGCCCAGGCUCAGGCUGACGCUCAGUCCCAGGUCCAGGAUGAAGUGUCCAGGAUCCUGUCAGUGGAGCGGGCCGUGGCCCAGGAGAGCAUCCAGCAGGCUGUAAUAAGAGAGAGGCUCGCCACUGAGGAUGAGAAACACCGUGCUCUGCUCUACGCCAAGCAGCUGGAGGCCAGAGAAGCAGACCUCAACAAGCAGGAUGUUUUCUACAGAGAGCAGGUGGCCCGGCUGGAGGAGAGGAGCGCUCAGUUCUACAAGGUCACCACGGAGAACUACCACAAAGCUGCCGACCAAGUGAAUGCCAAGUUCAAGCGGUAUGAGAGUUAUCCUGUCUGUGCAGACCUGCAGGGCCGGAUCCUCGCAUGCUACAAGGAGAAUGUUGGAAAAACCCUCAACUGCUCCAACAUAGCAACCCUCUACCUUCAGUGUGUCAACAACUCUAAACAGAACAAGUUGAGGACCGGGGGUUAAGGAAGGAAGAGGGUGAGAAAGAAAGACGGAGCAAUGAAGAGUUUAUUGUGGGAUUACUGAUUAUCGACCGACCGACAAACAGACCAAACCGAAGUGGAAAUGAGGAAUAAGUCAGCACCAAGACACGCACCCUCAAAACCCCUGAGGAGAACCAAACAGGACCAGACUAGAGGCACCGAACACAGAACCCUGAUAGAGAAAUAGACACCUUUUCCCCUCAAUUCCUCCCUCCUUUCCUUCCUCUCUUACCUUUCGUCUAUCUCUCCUGUGAGUAUGUAGGCAAGCAAUGACACUGUCAUUUGGAGAACCAGCAUGGGACGGCGGGACCCGGCAGGCCUGAGCUUGGCCCGCUACAAGGACAGUAAAAACGAACCGGAACAAUCACAAGAAAGCAAGUCAUCUCUGUCACACGCCACUUGGACCCAUCCCUUUUCACUCCAACACAGUUAGCAAAACAAGUCUAUUUUUACUAAUAAAAGUCAGUCCUAUUUUAUUGUCAAUAACUCGUUGUUUUCCUGCUCCUAAUGCACUAUCCUGUACACAUAUGCACAUGUACGCAUCUGUCUCUUCUUUGCAUCUGUUCGUGUGUUAUGUUAAUAAUGUAACAAUCUGCGUGUCGAGUAUUCAUC
Centropristis striata (black sea bass) is the source of this 2405-nucleotide messenger RNA. RefSeq names its product coiled-coil-helix-coiled-coil-helix domain containing 3a (gene chchd3a). Gene Ontology annotation, cellular component: mitochondrion; MICOS complex. Gene Ontology annotation, biological process: inner mitochondrial membrane organization. The record is from RefSeq and is a predicted model, not a curated record. NCBI's taxonomy places the organism in Eukaryota, Metazoa, Chordata, Actinopteri, Perciformes, Serranidae. The transcript is spliced from 8 exons. Bases 154 to 1776 code for a protein of 540 amino acids.